Ruditapes philippinarum (Manila clam) is the source of this 5324-nucleotide messenger RNA. RefSeq lists its product as uncharacterized. The coding region runs from base 568 to 2319 and encodes 583 amino acids. The record is from RefSeq and is a predicted model, not a curated record. The transcript has 3 exons. NCBI's taxonomy places the organism in Eukaryota, Metazoa, Mollusca, Bivalvia, Venerida, Veneridae.
AAAUUCAGGCAUAAUCGUUAUCUGGUUAUUGCAAUAUGACAAGAAAGAUUGGAAACCCAAAAACAAGCGCGUGAUCGAUGAUGAAUUUCUUAAAAUAUAUGCAGGAUUUUUGUGGUUUACAGAUUUACUCAGCACACACAGCGACUUUGUUUCAUAUUAUGUAAUAACCUCUAAAGCAUAGCAUUAAGAUUUGUAUACUUGAUCUACUUCAAGCAUUAAUGUUAUGGUGUAUUUAUCUACUAAAAGGUGCAGAUUUGUGCUAAGACUGGAAUCGUUAUAUAUGUGCCAGUUUGCAAAAUUUGGCUAUUUAUACAUAUGGAAUAUUCUUACAUGUACAUGUAAUUACACCAUUGAUGAACAUUAAUAACAUUCUUUAGACAUUAUAAAAAGACUAAAUAUUUCUGUAAGAAUUUGAAUAAUUAGGUUUGACCAAGAUUUUUUAUGAAAAUUGACAAUCUGCUGAUUAUAGUGUAUUUGAUGAUAACCAGGCGAGAAUAAAUAAAUUAAUGUUACCUGGACGUUGAUAACACUUAUCACAGUUAAAAGUUUGAAGACAAGAAGAAAGUAAUGUCAUCAAAGACAUUAAACAGAAGAUCCAGCACUUUUGCUGAAAGUGGCAAUUUUGAAUUUGACACAGUAUCAAUUGUUAGUACCCUUACUGACUGCGAGUUAAACUCUGCGUCCGAAACAACUGAGUUCUUUAGUGGUACAACACAAGCAGUGAAAACUGAUUCAUCUAGCUGUUAUAUAGCUUCUUCACCAGACGAUGACAACUGUUUGGUUGAUAAAUUUUACGAAGACUUACAAGCGCCAGAGACUAAUUCCGACUCCGACGAUGAUCAAAAUAUCGAUGUAGAUGACGACGAUAUAGGCGCUGUUUUUGAAGAAACUAGAGAAAUAUACAAACACGAGCUAUCUCAAACACUUCCUGAUUACACGAAAGCUGUACCAAAGGACGUUGGUGUCCAAGAUAUUGAAGCAGCCAUUGAUGAAAUACCACAGACAGAUAAUAAUAAUGAAGAUCAAAGUAAAGACAAGAGCUGUGCAAAUUGUUGCACUAAGAAAAGAGUUGAUAAUGCGUGUUCCUUCAAAAGAGGUCAACAUAUAAGACUUCCCGGACACUAUUUCACCUUCAAUUUUGGGAAAAAACUUCGGAAACUAUACAAUCACCAUGCAAUUAUAAAACAAAUCAUCAAAGCAGAUGAUCAAAAAGUAGAGUUGGUCUUAAUUCAUUUUACCAAAGUUGGCAAGGAAAUAAAUAUCCAUGAAACGUCAGAGACAUUCGAUCUUGCACACGAUGAAAUAUACAUUGUUGAAUACUUACACCCUCGGUAUGAAGCUGACGACAUCGUGAAAAGAGCAGAAUCGAUGUUGCCGAAAAAUUGGCAAAAUUCCAAGAAACGUCGUUAUAGAAAAUUUAGAUCAUACAAUGUAUUUACUCGUAACUGCGAGCAUUUCGCUUCAUGGUGUGUGGUAGGUGCAGAAGAAAGCUUUGCUGUCAAAAGUAUUCGAAAAACAAUCGCUAAGAUCUUAACCAAAGGCGCAGGUGUUGGAUGCAAAAUAGCUCGCUUUAUAAAGAGGUUUUUAUAUAACUCGGCAGAUGAAAUUGCAACCAAAUUUAAUACGAAUUGUCUACCAGGCAUUGUUCUUGGAUUUACUGCAUUGGUGUACCUAAUUUACUGUAUAGUCAUAACGAUAAAACUGUUCUCAAAAUAUAAAAGAUGUGAACUUUGCAAAACAUGUUUCAAAAGAGAAGUCAUCCAAUUAUGGACACAUUUCGGUGCCUUCAUUGCAACAUCAGGGAUAUCAUAUAUUCUUGUCCAUUUUCUGAUGCCAUUGAUCACUCCAUUACCUGUUGGAAUCCCUCUGUUACUCGUUAUUGUAUUGCUUUCCUUGGCAAUGCAGUGGGGCAUAGGAAAAGUAAGGAGAGCGUUGAUGUCUCCAUAUGAAUGUGAAAAGAUUCCUGUGCUAAAAUUAUCAGACCUGAAUGUAGGAAGUAUGAUCACAUUUAACUAUUUUGGCUUUCAACAUUUUGCUAUAAUUACCGAAGUGCAUGAAGAAAACGAAGACUCCACUAUCGGGAAAAUACGAUGUGUACAUUAUGGCUUAAAAAGUCUGAAUAUAUUUCGCAAAAGGCACGUCAUGGAGGAGUUAAUUCGCGUUGAUCUGAAUAAAGCGUCAAAAAAGCUUAAGAUGGUGGAUUGUAGACAUUUGAACAGUUAUCCAAGCCAUCAGAUGGUACAAAGAGUCAGGGAGACAAAUUGGAAUGCAGUGUCAAAUAGAUCUGAUCAUCUAUGUUUCUGGGCUUUGGUUAAAUAAGAAAAUGAGCUUGAAAAUAGCAACACAAAUGCAGAUAACACAGAAAAGAUAGGAGAAACAAAAAAGAAACAUAAAAAAGUUUACUUUGUACGGAAGUACGAGUUAGGGAAGAGGUGACUUGGGGAUGUUGUAAAAUAUGGUGGGACAAAUGGAAUCGUAGUUUAUUUGGACGACAUAACGCAAUGCGAUGCGCAGGAGUUCGAAAUGGAGUUGAUGGUCUACAGAAACUAUUAUGUUAUCCGUGAAAAGAAAACGGUAAACCUAAGACAGAAACGGUUGUUUGUUAAGAACUACCAUCCGGCACACUGUUGCUCUAUGAGUGAUCGUGUACAGCGUGCUUGUGAAAAAGAGAACAAAAAGUGCAAAUAUUGGCUUGAAGAAAGCUUUUUUGAAAGCUGUAUUCUGAAAAACAUUUGAUUUGAUUUGAAAGAAACAAACAUUUGCCUUACAAGAAAAUGAGCUUGAAAAUAGCAACGCAAAUGCAGAAAACAUAGGAGAAACAAAAACGAAACAUAAAAGCUCCCUUUGUACUGGCCAGACAGAAGUACAUGUUAGGGGUGAGGUGAGACUAGGGGAUGUAGUAAAGUAUGGUGGGGCAAAUGGAAUGGUAGUUAAUUUGGACGAUAUACCGCAGCGCGAGGCGCAGUGUUUCAAAAUUGAGUUGAUGGUCUACAGAAACUAUUAUGUUAUCCGUGAAAAGAAAACGGUAAACCUGAGACAGAAACGGUUGUUUGUUAAGAACUACCACCCGGCACACUGCUGCUCUAUGGAAGAUCGUGUACAGCGUGCUUGUGAAAAAGAGAACAAAAAGUGCAACUAUUGGCUUGAAGAAAGCUUUUUUGAAAGCUGUAUUCUGAAAAACAAUUAUAAUGAUUGAUUUGAUUUGAUUUGAAAGAUUUUGUACACUAAACCGAUCUUUCUUUAUGAUAAAUGGCAACCACCAAUCACGUUUUCUAAAUAAUUUGCAGAACACAUUGUAAGUACAUGUAAGUCAUUUUUUUAACCUUGUAUGUUGUAUUCAUAACUUGAUAUUUUGAUUGGAAUUUAUUUUGCAGUCUUUUGUGUACAAUAUUACAUGUAAGCGUGAGGCCUAACAGCAGAUCAUAUGAUAGCUGUAGCAAUUUUCUACUAUCUAUUUAUGUGGAAAAUGUAAAAUUUGGAGUUUUAAAGUUUGUUACAUGUUCGAAAUUUUCUUAAAGACCCAGAAAUGCAGUUAUUUAUAUUUCAAAGAAGCUUUUUUAACUUGUGUGUCCUUAAAGUUUCCCAUUUACAAAUUACAUGAACCAUCUUUCUGUGUUUGCUUUUAUUUUGUUCUUGUUUUUUGUAAUUAGUACUAUUAUAGUUAUUAAGUCCAGACCUGUAGGACUUUAGGCAAUUAACGAAUGUGGAACACAAUAAAUGAUAUGAUAGGUUACUCUUUGUCGUUACUUUCUACGGUCGGCAUGUUCAUUUAUACGCUUACAAUGUUUUCUGGCAUAUUCUUGCAUGCCUCCUGGUAAAUACUGGUGUGCAUAUAUCUUAUUUGAACUUCAAGAAAGGUUUUCAUAGCUUUUAUUUCUUCUAUGGACUUUUUGCGUUUAGUACCGUCUGUCAUUUCCUCCAAAUAUUGUCCAGAUAAUUUACCGAGUGCCAGCAUAAUUGUAGCAUCGUUUCUAUGUUGAUCUUUAUAAAAUAUUGGGCGGAUCAUACUUGCAUUAUGACCACUUACAAAGAAAAUAUUCUUUAGCGUUAAUAAGCAUAUCAUACACUUAUUUUAAUAGCACCACUUAUUUUGGUCCUUUCAUGUUAUUGCUUAUACAGUAUAUUAUUGUAAACAUGAAUGGAGUUUUCGCAACAUUUCCAUCCACGUGCCAACCUUCCAUUGCCAUCGACGUAAUUCCUUCCACGGGAUCAUUAGAAAAGAGUCCCAAUCGAGGGUCCGGAAUCUUCUCAUAUUUUUUUACGGUUUAUUGACGAUGUUUCUGUGAAAGGAGUUCCUAAAAGCUCCGUGAAACGUACCUGAUCUUGCCAUUGUAAAUCUUGGUUGGGAUAAAGUAGUGUAGAAAUCGAUACAUAAAUGCAUCUUGUUUCAGUUUAUCAGCACAUUCCUUGUCAAUAUUGUUAAUUCUUAUUCCAUCAACUUUCCCUCCAAAUGUUCCAGUUACAGGCGUUAUUGUGUAGCUACAAGAUAAAGUUUUCCCCCGAUGCUUGUUAUACUUAAAAUCCAUAAGAUCUUACAAGAUGUAUUCUGUUUAAGCUUCGUAUUGAAAUGAUUCAUUCUUUUAGUCAUUAUCCAUCUAUAAACAUAAGAUAACUCUAUUUGUACUAUUUGUGUUUACUGUUUGGCAAUACUGACCUUACACUGAUUCACUUUCGAGAGAUUUUUCGUUACUUUCCGUAAUUUAUCACGAUUUAUGAUUUUAGUUUUAAUGAUAUUAUAGUUCUAGAUACCUUAAUUAAUCCAUAAUAACUGCCCGAUAGCCUAAUGGUUCUACCGGGGCUCUGCCUGGAUUGUCCUGGGCUCCGCCGGGGCAAUGCUUGGAUCGACCGGGGCUCUGCCUGGUUCAACCGGGGCUCUUCCGGCGUCAUCCGGGGACGACUGGGGAAGCACCGGCAUGAACCGUAGCUUCACCUGGGCUCUGUCUGGAUGAUCCAGAGCGCAUCCUGGGUGGUUAGUUGGGAACUACUGUAGUGCUGCCGGGGUAAGUGUGACCGCAACAAUAAUUUCACCCCGGAUCGUCCCAGAUCAUCACGGUAACUUACCGGGAUGGUCCUGGGCUCUGCCGGGAGUAAGUGAGACCGCAGCUUUAAGUUUCGCAAACUAAAAAGAAAAAAAAUAAUUAAGUUUCGAACCAACAACCUCAAAAUAAGAAAAAACAAACUUCGGAGUCCGAUAAUUACCGACAAAAGGUAAUUGAAUAUUCAAAUAUCCCAGAUCAAUAUUGCCAAACAAUACCAGCACAAUUUUUGUUUAUCAACAUAUUAGACACAAUUCACCAAAAUACAACGAUUUUAAAACACUGUCA